AUGAGUCCUUUGGGAUUUGAGCCUUAUGUAAUCUAUAUGGGAGCACAUUCGCAUGGAGAAUAUGGCCCAAUGGAUGCCGACAUAGAUCGUGUUAAGAAUUCUCAUCAACAAUUUCUAUCAUCUUUUCUUCCAAGUGAAGAGAAGCAUGAAAAUUCUGUCAUUAAUUCGUAUACAAAAAGUAUCAAUGGAUUCUCAGCCAUGCUCGACGAAAACCAAGCAGCAGAAAUGGAAAAAAAUCCCAAUGUUGUAUCUGUAUUUCCAAACAAAGGGAGAGAUUUGCAUACAACACGUUCAUGGGAUUUCUUGAGCCUUGAAGUUAAGGAUAAGAUUAAGCUAGAUACAUUUCGUCCCAAUUCUCUAUGGCGUAAGGCUAAUUACGGUGAAGAUGUCAUUAUCGCAAAUUUAGACACAGGUGUCUGGCCCGAGUCUAGGAGUUUCUCGGAUGAUGGUUAUGGUCCUAUUCCGGCACGCUGGAAGGGAUUCUGUCAAAAUAAUACCAAGGAUGGAGUUCCUUGUAACAAGAAACUGAUCGGAGCAAGGUACUUCAACAAAGCAUACAGAGCAAUUGCAGGGGAUAAACUGCCCAAUUCUCAGAACACCGCCCGCGAUUUUGAAGGCCACGGUUCCCACACUCUCUCAACCGCCGGAGGCAACUUCGUCCACAACGCAAGUAUCGGCGGAAUUGGUAUUGGCAUCGCCAAGGGCGGCUCCCCAAGGGCUCGUGUGGCUGCCUACAAGGUGUGCUGGCCUAAACAGACGCCAGAAUCUGGAUCGUGCUUUGACGGAGACAUAUUGAAGGCAAUGGAUUCAGCCAUAGACGACGGCGUAGAUGUGCUCUCCCUCUCUGUCGGUGGAUUUGUUAAUAGUUACAUGACCGACGCUAUUUCUAUCGGCGGUUUCCACGCCGUGAAAAAAGGGGUAGUCAUGGUUUUAUCGGCUGGUAACAAUGGAGGUGAAUGGACUGUUGCGAAUGUUGCCCCGUGGUUACUUACUGUCGCAGCUAGCACAAUUGAUCGCCAAUUCGAAUCACUAAUCAAACUCGGAAAUGGACAAAAUUUCUCGGGAGCAAGCUUGACAAAGGGAUUACCAAAAGAGGAUAUGUAUCCGAUUAUUUCCGCCGAAGAUGCAGCCAUCGUAGGUGUCCCUCCUUCAGACGCUUCUAUGUGUACGAAUGGGACUUUAGAUGCAAAGAAGGUGAAUGGUAAAUUGUUGGUGUGCCUAAGAGGUGAAAAUUCAAGAUUAGAAAAAGGCUUCAUAGCGGCUCAAGCUGGAGCCGUCGGUAUGAUCCUUUGCGAUAAAGAUGAAUCCGAUACCCCCGUUCUCGACCUUCAUUUUCUUCCUACUUCUCAUGUUAACUACAAAACCGGUCAAGCCAUUCUUCAAUACAUCAAGUCUACCAAGAACGCAACUGGGCAUUUAUCAGCAUCAGUGGAAAAGUUUGAUGUGAAACCUUCUCCAUCCAUGGCUUCUUUCUCGUCCAGGGGUCCCAACAAACUAACACCAGGAAUUCUCAAGCCUGAUAUAACAGCUCCAGGAGUGAACAUUAUAGCCGCCUAUACUGGAUCGAAGAGUCCAACUGAAAAAGAUGUUGACAAACGAAGGUUUGAAUACGUCACGGAAUCUGGUACUUCCAUGUCGUGUCCUCAUGUUGCUGGAGUAGCGGGCCUUCUUAAGAAGCUCCAUCCUGAUUGGAGCCCGGCCGCCAUUAAAUCCGCCAUCAUGACAACAGCUAAGACAAAAGACAAUACUGAAAAGGCAAUGUUGGAUUCAAACUUAAAAAAGGCGACGCCUUUCAACUAUGGAGCUGGACACAUACGUCCAAACCGAGCCAAUGAUCCUGGCUUGGUUUACGACUUGAGCACCGUUGACCAUUUGAACUUCCUUUGCGCGCAUGGAUACACAGAAGCCAUUGUACGUCAAUUCUCCGGAGUUCCUGAUCACAAAUGUUCGAAGACAGCAACAAUUCUGAACUAUAACUACCCUUCAAUUACCGUUCCCGACAUAUCCAAGCCAGUCGAGGUAACUCGGACUUUGAAGAACGUGGGUACACCGGGAACAUAUGUAUGCCAUAUCCGUGCCCCACAAGGAAUACUGGUUAAGGUUAAUCCAUUAACUCUUAGUUUCUUGAAGAUUGGAGAAGAGAAGACGUUUACUAUAAAGAUGGAGAUAAGGGCUGGAGUUAACAUAACCAUGGAUUAUGUGUUUGGAGAUAUUGUGUGGACAGACGACCACAGUCACAAGGUUAAGAGUCCAAUAGUCGUUGGAUUUGGCAUGCCGGCGCCGUCACCAAGCAGCAGUGAAGAUACCGCAGCUGUCGAUUUAAGGGGCGGAAUCUAA
Molecule: messenger RNA, 2337 nt
Organism: Impatiens glandulifera
Lineage: Eukaryota; Viridiplantae; Streptophyta; Magnoliopsida; Ericales; Balsaminaceae
Product: subtilisin-like protease SBT5.4
Exons: 11
Coding region: 1-2337 (778 amino acids)
Biological process (GO): proteolysis
Molecular function (GO): serine-type endopeptidase activity
Source: RefSeq, a predicted model, not a curated record